This is a messenger RNA of Hyaena hyaena (striped hyena), 4701 nucleotides long. It is a transcript of the gene DDX21, whose product is annotated as DExD-box helicase 21. The record is from RefSeq and is a predicted model, not a curated record. NCBI's taxonomy places the organism in Eukaryota, Metazoa, Chordata, Mammalia, Carnivora, Hyaenidae. Bases 64 to 2415 code for a protein of 783 amino acids. The transcript is spliced from 15 exons. Gene Ontology annotation, molecular function: RNA helicase activity; RNA binding; ATP binding.
AACACUCUCUUCCUCUCCACGCGGUGGAACUGACCGGUCGGCCUGAGUUGCUUGUCCUGAAAGAUGCCGGGGAAACUCCUUAGUGACGUGGAUUUGGAUUCAGACACGGCCAUGGAAAAAGUGGAGACACCGCGAAAGCAGAAUGCGAAGAAAGGUAGAAAAGAGAAGCCAAAGCCAAAUUCUAGUAAGACUGAAGAGGCAACAGAAGUAAAGGAAGAAACUAUUUCCCUCAAAGCUAAAAAAAUUAAAAAGAAAGCUGAGUCUUCUGAGGUUGACAUGAAUUCUCCUAAAUCCAAAAAGGCAAAAAAGAAAGACGAGCCAUCUCAGGAUGACAUUAUUUCUCCUAAAACCAAAAGUGUGAAGAAACCAAAGGAAUCCUUUGAAAAGAAAGUCGUUUCUCCUAAAACCAACAAAGUGAUAAAAAGUGAGGAGCCUUCUGAAGAAGAAAUAGGUGCUCCUAAACCAAAGAAGAUGAAAAAAGAAAAGGAAAUGAAUGGAGACAUUGGAGAGAAAAGCUCCAAAUUAAAGAAUGGGUUACCUCAUUCUGGACCUGCCUCUAACUCCAGUGAAGAAAGUAACAGUGAAUUAGAGCAGGAAAUACCUGUGGAACAAAAAGAAGGAGCUUUCUCUAAUUUUCCCAUAUCUGAAGGGACCAUUAAACUUCUCAAAGGCCGUGGGGUGAACUUCCUGUUUCCGAUACAAGCAAAGACAUUUCACCAUGUUUAUAGUGGAAAGGACUUAAUUGCACAGGCGCGAACAGGAACUGGGAAGACCUUCUCCUUUGCCAUCCCUUUGAUUGAGAAACUUCAGGGAGAACUACAAGACCGGAAAAGAGGCCGUGCGCCUCAGGUACUGGUUCUUGCACCCACGAGGGAGUUGGCAAAUCAAGUGAGCAGAGACUUCAGUGACAUCACAAGAAAGCUGGCAGUGGCUUGUUUCUAUGGUGGAACUCCCUAUGGAGGUCAAAUUGAACGCAUGCGGAAUGGGAUUGAUAUCCUGGUUGGGACCCCAGGUCGUAUCAAAGACCACCUGCAGAAUGGCAAGCUAGAUCUCACCAAACUUAAACAUGUUGUCCUGGAUGAAGUUGACCAGAUGUUAGAUAUGGGGUUUGCUGAUCAAGUGGAAGAGAUUUUAAGUGUGGCAUACAAGAAAGAUUCGGAAGACAAUCCCCAGACAUUGCUUUUUUCUGCAACUUGCCCUCAUUGGGUAUAUAAUGUUGCUAAGAAAUACAUGAAAUCUACAUAUGAACAGGUGGAUCUGAUUGGUAAAAAGACUCAGAAAACGGCAAUAACUGUGGAGCACCUGGCUAUCAAGUGCCACUGGACUCAGAGGGCAGCAGUUAUAGGGGAUGUGAUCCGAGUAUAUAGUGGUUUUCACGGGCGCACUAUCAUCUUCUGCGAAACCAAGAAAGAAGCCCAGGAGUUGUCACAGAAUGUUUCUAUAAAGCAGGAUGCCCAGUCAUUACAUGGAGAUAUUCCUCAGAAGCAGAGAGAAAUCACUCUGAAAGGUUUUAGAAAUGGUGAUUUUGGAGUUUUGGUUGCGACCAAUGUUGCUGCUCGUGGGUUAGACAUCCCUGAAGUUGAUCUGGUUGUACAGAGUUCUCCACCAAAGGAUGUGGAAUCCUACAUUCAUCGCUCUGGGAGGACGGGUAGAGCUGGAAGGACGGGGAUUUGCAUCUGCUUUUAUCAGCACAAGGAGGAAUAUCAGUUAGCACAAGUGGAGCAAAAAGCGGGAAUUAAAUUUAAACGAAUAGGUGUUCCUUCUGCAACGGAGAUAAUAAAAGCUUCCAGCAAAGAUGCCAUCAGGCUUUUGGAUUCUGUGCCUCCCACUGCCAUUGGUCACUUCAAGCAGUCAGCUGAGAAACUGAUAGAGGAGAAGGGAGCCGUGGAAGCACUGGCAGCAGCACUGGCGCAUAUUUCAGGGGCCACAUCAGUAGACCAGCGCUCUUUGAUGAACUCAGAUGCGGGCUUUGUGACCAUGAUCUUACGAUGCUCAAUUGAAAUGCCAAACAUUAGUUAUGCUUGGAAAGAACUUAAAGAGCAGCUGGGUGAGGAAAUUGAUUCCAAAGUGAAGGGAAUGGUUUUUCUCAAAGGAAAGCAGGGGGUUUGCUUUGAUGUCCCUACUGCAGCAGUAACAGAAAUACAGGAGAAAUGGCACGAUUCACGUCGCUGGCAGCUGUCUGUGGCCACGGAGCAGCCAGAGCUAGAAGGACCACGGGAAGGAUAUCGAGGCUUCAGGGGACAGCGGGAAGGCAGUCGAGGCUUCCGGGGACAGCGAGAAGGAAACAGAAGCUUCAGAGGGCAGCGGGAAGGAAAUCGAAGCUUCAGAGGACAACGAUCAGGAGGUGGCAACAAGAGUAGCAGAUUCCAAAACAGAGGCCAGAAGCGGAGUUUCAGUAAAGCAUUCGGGCAGUAAUUUGAAAUAGAGGAUUCAUAUGGCAACAUGGAACUGAGCGCUGAUUUUCCUGUGAAGUUAAAAGUACAUGUGUUUCCUUCCUGACCACUUGCCUUGUCCCCGUCUCUUCCAGAGACAUGAUCUUCAUGGAAAUUAGUUCCAUCUGAUGAUCAUCACUUGUAACUAUUGCUAUUUCUGUAUCAGGUUUCUCUUUUGAAAAAGAUAAAUGAAUUCAUAAUAUUUUUAUUCUGAUGCAUUGUCUGUAGGUUAUUAGACAAAGUCAAGCAUGUAUUUGCCUGUACUUUUUAAAUUGUGCUGUCUCUUUACUUAAAUAGUGUCCUUCCCUGAAUACCUGUGGGGGAUGCAGCAGUCUCUGGAGAGGCACUCUGCACAGUCAAGGCUUAGCCCUGUAAUUGGCAUUCUUCAGCCACCUGCCUAACGGUGACUCACGUGGUCCUGUAACAUGUCCUCUGAGAAAGAGUACUGAGCAGUGUUUUGAAGCAAGAUUUCAAACUUUGCUGGGACGUAAUACAUUUUAUGUCAGUAUGUGCUCUAGAUUUGAAGAAUGGUGAUACAGUCGAUGGGAGACAUGUAGAGUAGCCAACGUUAUGUGCAUUUGGUACAUUUUUAACUUUUCAAUCUAAGUUGAAUUCAUUCUUCAGGAAUUCUUCACAGAUUUUAUCUAUUUAUGUAUAUAUAAAGAAAUAUUUUAAUAAAAAGCAAGUGUCUUUAAGGAAUUCCAAAUGUAUAAGAUGGCCCCAUAGCUUUCUUUGUAAGUAAGGAGGCUGAGUAAGAAGUGCUUGAUGAUAAUGUACUCCAUUUCCUAUUGGAAGAGUAACAUUAUUUACCAAGAAGGAAUUAAGAGGGUGGGGGACAGAGAUUUGCAUCCCUGACAAGAGUCAGGAAAUCCACUGAAGAUAUUUGUUACACGUGAGAAAGAAACAUUCGUCUCUGUUGAGGGUGAAGAAAGGAACAAAUGAAAAUACAUGAAAAGCAUUCUUUUCAUAGUAAACAACAGGUCAUUACUGUUUCUAGAGACUUGUAAUGGGUAAACUGGAGUUUUCGGUAGAAAGAUCCAAUGUGGUUUCUCAGAGGCUUAGUUCCUGUGGCCACAGUAUAGGAUCUAUUUGUUAGACCAUUGAAAGGUUUUAGCUGCUUAGAGACUUCCUUUUAAGAUAAUCUGUAUAUGGUUAUUUUUAGUUGUUGCUUUGAGGGAACUGACAAACUUACUAUAGCCCUGCCAAGUAACUCUCUUGAGUUCUUAAAUACUACUUCUCUGGGAAACUUUCUGCAUGGUGCAGGAGCUUAAGAUGGCAUUGUUUUCUUGCCUUAAUUCCUAGAAAUUCUGAACUGGGACUCUCAGGGAAUAAAUUCUGAUAGGAGAAGUUAAAAUACAUGGCCUGUCUUGUUUUCAUUUGAUUAUUUUUGAACAACUGAAGUCUUUCUAAGCCCUGGUUUCUUUGCUCCAUCAGGUCUCUAUAUCUAACUGCCUUUUACUCUAUCACCUUGUAGUAAGGGGUUCAGAUAGCCAGCCAACUCUGAGAUGCUUGAGGCAAUGUGUCCUUUCUCUGUUUGGACUUCAGUUCUGUCCUUCAGUCCUAACUGGAUGUUUCUCUGUUCUCAGCAAUUCUCUUGGCUUUUAUUUCUUGAUCCUCUUGUCAAUUUUACCAUCUUCCUCCCACUCCUCAUGGCUUCCCAUCAAGCCACAAGGGAUUCAGGAGAAGGUGUUUGAUGACAGACGACUCCUGUGCCUUGUAGAUUGUAACUUAUUAGAUUUCAGUUUUGCUCACAUGCUGAGCAUAUUUUAAUAUCAACCAAAAAUAUCAAUCAAGCACAUUGAAAGGACACACUACCUGUCCUUUAGGGAAGAGCAGUUAAAAUCUUGAUGUGAUUAGCCUACAGAAAAAUAAUCAAGCAUAAAUCAGGAGUAAGGGGGAAGAUUAGUUGGAAUUUCACUUGACACAACUUAAUUUUAAGGAAAACAUGGCUGUUUCAAUACAUGAAGCUAAAGUUUCUCCUGAAUCCCAGAAUUUAAACCAUCUUUAUAAAUAUAUAAUCCAGCCAUUUGAUUUAAAUGGGCUUGUUAGGCUAGCCUGGGAAGUGUUACGGUUUUUACUAUUUUCUACAGAGAAAAUAUUUUCCAAUGUAUCAAACUCACUGAACUUUUAAAAUACAAUCCAUUUUUACAUUGGAGUUAUCUGUGCAGCAGUUUCUUUACAAUUGUACAUAAAAUACCUUUUCUGUAAAAUUGAGUUAAUGUAUAAAAUACUGCUUUAUGCCAGAAUAAAGAUAUUAGUAUUUACUAUU